AUGGACGAAGCUGCCGAUUUGGUCGCAGAGCUGUUGCCACACAGGCCACCAGGUGAGGUGGCUGCAAUGGCCCGGGGCCUGGGCGCAUGGAAGCGUCGAGGAGAAAUGGCUCCGAGCUUGGCUAAGCAAUUGAGUGAUGGGCUGUCUUCACAAUCAUCUGCAGGGUACAAAGGUCGUCCGGAUCCCGGGGCCAUCUUUACUGCACUUGUGGAAAGCAGUCCUGCCAUCGCACUGGAAGGCUUGAAGCGAUCUAUCAAAGCUCGACGGCUAGCUCAAGCAGGGCGAGACGAACGGGAGAAAGAGGCUCGCGAAAGGUCGGGCCUAGAACUGGUUACAUAUAUCAAAGAAGCCAAUCUUCCGUGUGCAGAGAGGAUGUCUGCGAUGGGCGGGCAUAACAAUCAAUGGCUUCGCUUGUUCGGCAAUCGCAGGUCGAAGACCCUACGCAAUCGUGCUAUGUCGUGGCGAGGGUUUCGCUCUUGGCUUCAGGUCUCGCAGGGCAAGGUUUGGCCGGAUGAGGUGGGGUCUUUCUUGAAGUACCUUGAAGAGCGGCGCGAGGUACAGCCAUUGGCAAAGACUGUACCGGGGGGGCUCCUGUCUUCCCUUUCUUUGCUAGAGAGUGUUCCGAGCUCUGACAGGUACAGCCACGACAGCUUGCUUAUUGAGAGUGUUAGGUCAUGGCAAGCGGAGCUGGAGGCCGGUUCAUUGCCGGUAAAGCAAGCCCCUAUGUAUACGGUUGCAAUCAUGCUGGCGUGCGAGCUGGUGGUGCGGAAGAGUAGCAUUGCAGUGGGCUAUCGUGUCAUGGCCUUCAUUCUCUUGGUUAUGAUCUGGGGAACCCUGAGAGCGGAUGAUGUGCAGAACAUCGAUCCGGCCAGCCUACGGCUAUCAAGAGUGGGUCUGCACUUCGCCUUAGGGCGGACGAAGACAUCGGGACCGGGGCGUCGUGUUGGCACUCUCCCCGGCUUCAUCUCGCUCACCACGGGGCUAUCGGGACUUGAUUGGAUGUCUGAGGGCAUGCGCCUCUUGAACACGGAGGAUUUCGGUUGGCCUAGGGAUUACUUGUGUCCUCAUUUCAAUACAAACUGGGAGGACUGUGAUAGGGAAUUCAUGGAUGCCGAGGGCCUUUCGCUUCAGAUACGCCGCUUCCUCAGUGAGCUGCGGACACCUUUCAGGCAUGAGGGACGCUGGGGCCUGAGUCGUGCGCUGCUCAUUCCAGGGGCGAUGGUGCGUUAUUGGACAGGCCAUUCAGGCAGGCACACAUUGCCCAGCCUGUCCGCAGCUAUAGAAGUGGGAAAGGAGAAGCGGGAUUCCUUGGGGCGUUGGGCCUACUCUCAGCAUGGGUCCCAGGACUACGUUCUGACCGCGAGACAAGUGGUUCAUGGUGUGCAGAAUCAUGUCUGCAAGACCCUUCUUGAAGGCAGUGACUCCGGUGGGUACGUGGAGGAAGAAACCCUCAGUGACCUGGAGGCUUUCGCGAGGGCCAACAACGUGGAUCUUGAUUUCUUGGAGGGACAUCGUGUUUUAAAGUGGGAUAGAGAUAUGAAGAGUUGGAAGCUCGGAGGAGCCUUCCCGGCUUGCGCCGGCGUGCUUGGUAGUGAUGCUGAAGCCUUUGGAGACUUGGAUGCCAAGGUCAAGGAGCCGUUCUUGGUGCUGGAGCCUGAUAAGGUGGAGCUGAACAUGGAGCCGGUGGAUCAGCAGGCUGAAGCAAGGGUGAUGGGAGUCGUCCGGCCCGUCACGCAGACCGAGAAACAAGCAAUGCGCAGCGCCUUCGAGCAAGCCUACGGUAGCAUUGAAGAAACGGUGGAACCCUCCGAUGAUUACAUUUCUUCACAGACUGAGGAGAUAGAGAGUGGGGAAGUGCUGGCCUCGGUUCUCUCUGAGGUCACGUCGAAACGGAGUGCUCGUACAAUGGGCAUCCAGACCACCGUGGACACCACGGGCCAUGUGAUUGAGGGAAACAUGUGGUGCUUCUUGAGCACCAAAUACAAGAACAAGGUCUUCUUCCAGGGGAUGACACCCGAGAUCUGGCUGACCUACGCCAACUACCUGCUAGGCGACAAGUGCUAUCUUAUGCAGGUGAUGAAAGAUUUUCAGUUGAAAGAACAGUACUUUACGGCCCCCAUCGCCCUCUCGGCCCGGGACUCAUCUCCUUGGAAGAGGCAGCAGUUCUGGGAUCAGGACGACAACAACAAGUGGCAGAAGAAUGACGGCAAAGGCCCAUGGAAGGGAAAGGGAAAGAAUGGAAAGGGUAAGAAGGGCGAGAAGGGCGACAAGGGCAACAAAGGCGGUGGCAAGUCGGAGGGCAAGUCUGGCAAGGGCACUACGGGCCGUACCGCAGACGGCCGAUUGAUAUGUUACGCCUACAACAAUGAAGGAUGCGACGGGAAGUGCGGCAUGGUGCAUUGCUGCCAGGUCCGUGGCUGUUAUGGACCGCACCCAACGUGGAAGCAUUGGCAGGAUUACUUUGCCAAGCUCACGGAUAAGACGAAGUCUGGGGAUAUCCGCUCCUUCUUGACGCAACUGGUGACUGCUGAAGGCUAUCAUCUUGUUAUGAGGGAGAUUGAUAUCAAGCGAGAUGCGACUCUGGACUUACUUGCUCCGGCCGUUUGGGAAAACAUCUUUUCCGAGAUCACUAAUGGUGACUGGGAUGUGGUCAUGCUUUCGCCCCCUUGCUCCACAUGGAGCCGGGCGCGCUUUCGGUAUUCAGGCAAAUUCGGUGCAAAGCCGCUGCCGCUGCGCAACUCAACUUACGUUUGGGGGUUUCCUUGGUUGGAGUCCAGCCAGCGAGAGCCGGCCGACCGCGGUAAUUUCUUCAUUCAGCAGUGCAUUCGCGUGGUGCAGUUGCAAACAGCAGCUGGGAAGUUUUUCUUGUGGGAACAUCCUGAGGAUCUUGGGCUCACACGCAACGGUGAGUCUCCUGCAAGCAUUUGGCAAAUUUCCGAUGUGCGUUCUUUGAUCUCUUCAGCCGGCUCUACUUGGGCAGUGCAUCAGUGUGAGUUGGGCGGCAGCACGGCCAAGCCCACGAGGCUGCUUUCAAACUUGCCUGCUGCCAUGCCUUUGCAUAUGGGAUGGCCAAGAUUUCUUCCGGAUGGACAAUAUGAUGGACCCUUAGGGCGCUGCAAGCAUGGAUGGCACGAGCCACUGAUAGGUUGGCAGGAGGGAGAAUAUCGUACUUCAGGUGCCGAGGCGUAUCCGCCCCCACUGUGCAAAUAUUUUGCCAGGCUCUUGGUCAGUCCACUGCGUGUGCUCUCUAGUACGGACACCCUGCCGGCUUUCAACUUGCCCACGGCAGAGGAGAUUGCAGCCAUGUUGCCUCUUGAAAGCGUUAGCGUUCAGGAUGCCGCUUCCUUGGUGCCACUGCUGGAUCUAGAGGAGCCUCACUUGGCCGCGGGCACCCACAAAGGUGGGGCCUUCUUCGCCGGGGCAUAUGCUAAGGGCGGGCUCGUUGGGCUUCGCAAGGCCUGCCAACAGCAGCCUCAUUGCACCAAGGUCUUUGCGCAUCUUUUGGCCCGCCUCUUUCCGGGCUUUCAUUUUACAUCCUUGGCAGUGUUCGUGAAUGUUCAGACAGCAAUGCAUCGUGACGUGCAUAACGCCCCCUACCCCAAUAUAAUCGUGGCACUCAGUGACUUCAAGAAUGGGCAAAUCUGGCAGGAGGACCCUUCCGGGCCAGUGUGGCGACAGGUCCAGGGCUCCGACAGGAAAGGUAGCAGCGUCAGGCGAAACAGCAGCUCGCAGUUCUCAGGUCUUGUGGUGGUGUCAGAUACAGAGUCAGAGCCUGAGGGCUUGCAGCGUAUCAUUCGCAACUUUGUGAUUUCGGAGCUUGAGGAUGUUAAGCUGAUGACAUUUAAGCUGGCGGCCGGUCGGAUAGAGUCAUCCCCUUUCAAACCUGAGGCGAUGCAGCGGCUUCGGGAAGAGCUGGCAUCUAUGACGCCGGAUCCCAAGUUGUCUUUAGUGGUGCCUGAGAGACAGCCGUUUUACUUGCAUCUUCUGUCCCAAUCCCUUCGGGAGCUUGGGGAUCCGGACUGGUCCAUCUUGACGCAGGGUGAGGAGUGCUUUGCGCGAGGUGUGGCUCUGGGGGAUGAGAAGCCGCUCGAGCGAGUUCCCCAAGUCUUCCGCGAGAGAACUAAGGAGAGACAUCUUGAUGAGAGUGCUUACAAUCCGGACAUGGAAAAUUAUUCCUCAGCUGAGCUCUCGGGCGAUCAGCUGGAAGCACACUUCCGCAAAGAAGAGGAACUGGGAAGGAUGGUGCCUAGCACGGAGUCCGCGAUUGCCGAGGAGUACGGCCCAGGCCGCCUUUUGAUCAGUGCGAUGGGUGCAAUUGAGAAGUCGAAUGGGGACAUCCGCCCCAUCCACGACGGAACACAUGGAGUGCAUCUUAACAAUUCCAUCAAGAUCUUGGAUCGGCUUGAAGUCCCGGGGCCAGAUGAAAUUCUCGAAUGUGUUGCAGUCGCGCAGGAGACGCGCGAGGCCGUGUUUGGCAUCUCAGCCGACAUAUCUCAGCGCACCGCUUAG
Molecule: messenger RNA, 4509 nt
Organism: Symbiodinium sp. CCMP2456
Lineage: Eukaryota; Dinophyceae; Suessiales; Symbiodiniaceae
Source: the annotation of a GenBank genome assembly